AUGCAGUUGACAUGGCAGCACAACCACUCCACCACUGAUAAGCCUCCAAAGGUGCGGGCAGCCCUGUCCCAAAGGAAGAGUGGCACAGCAACAUCGUCUUUGGACGAAGGCGACUUGAAUCACGAAUCCCCCCAUGAUCACAAAGAGGUAUCGUCGUCCAGCCAACCCCGGCAGUACAUGUUCGUUGUUGGGCGACCGACCAAAAGGCGAAAGCGCGAACAUGUCCGAGAGAGCGGAAUGACACGAAAAGCGUCCUGUGACAGCGGCAGGAGCACACGUAGUGACGAGCUGGAACCUCUGCCGAAUCUGACCGAUACGGUCCCGAUCCCGCCAGUGGACACAGACUAUAGUGAGGUCCGAACAGAGGUCGAGCUAUAUCCCCCACAACUGCCUUCUCCUCCUGAUGUUACAUGGCUACAUGGGCAAUUGGAUCCGGAUAUGAUAACCGAAGUUGAGGCUGUGGGCACUCCUGACAGCGAGAAUCUGGAACAGUGUCUGCAAAUCCAGCAUUUUCAGGAUUCGGAUACCGUCUGGAGCCCUGGUUCUUUGGAGAAUGUCAGUGGAACUUCGUCCGAGGCUGGACACCAGUCAGCGUCUGAACACGCACUCCAGUCCAGCCUCUUGUACAUCCCCCAGGUCUGCUUUCCGACACUUCACGACAAAUUUUCUGGGCUUCUUGAUAUGUAUGAUCAAGAAUUCUGCAAUUACCCCAUCACUUGCGACUUUGAUGUCAACCCUUACCGUUAUAGGCCGGAAACCACAAAAGGUUCACAACAUCUGCUGCACGCCGUCAUGGCCAUGUCCUGCCACUUUAGGCUGCGAUCCCCUUCCCAAGUCGCGCCACCCACGGAGGCACUGAGUCACAAGAAUGCGGCGAUGGUGUUAUAUCAAGGGGCGCUGACAGGAGCUGUCGUCUCUGGCAAUGCUUUGAGCCUGCUGGACACGGCACUCGCCCUAUGGCAACUCGAGGCCACCAUCUCGUCACUCAAUAUCUGGAGAUCUCACUUGGCCGACGCAUAUCACCUUCUUGAGCUCCACGGUGGAGUGAGAGGAUGGUCGAUGAGCAGGAAGGCGAAUGUCCAGGUCUCGAUGAUUCUUUGGUGGGAUACUAUGGUAUCAUUACUCGCAAGGACUGAAUGCGUCCUCCCGUACGUCUAUCUUGAGACAGUACUGAAAACAGAAGGCCGGCAGCCCUGGACAUUCUACCAAUUGAAUGGCUGUCCACGCGAACUGUUCGUUCCGAUGACGCAACUCGCCAAUCUCUCCGGUCGUUCAUGGAGCAACGCGAUUUCUGUCGUGGUCACGGAGAUUGAGCAGUCAGUUACCAAGUACAUGUAUCCUGGGCAAGGCGUACAGUGCGACUCGGACGACGAAGAAGCUAUGCAUGUCGAACGAGAUCGCUAUCAUUGCUGCGAGGGGUUCCGGUACGCAUUGUUGAUCUACAUCCUGAGGGUGUUCAAAUGGCCGAGAGCGGACUACCCGGCAGGGCUGCUCGCACGAAUGUCGUUUCUUUCACGGGUCUGCUUCGACCACAUCGCGGCAUGUCGACCUACCUCGAUCAUCCAGAAGCAGCUCCUGUUUGCUGUCUUUAUAGCGGGAUCGGAAGCGCGCGACCCGACCCAUCGCGAGCUCGCGGAAGAGUACUGCAGGCGGUGGUUCAGAAAAUUUGGUUAUCAAAUGUACAUGACCGUGCUGGAGGUUAUGGAGGCUGUCUGGGCCAAACGAGAUGCGGGAGAAGAGGACUUUUGGUGGGGAGAUGAACUUGAUGCGCGGCGAGCGCAAGAAGGAGAUUUUGUACAGUUUUGUUUCGGGUGA
Fonsecaea pedrosoi CBS 271.37 is the source of this 1815-nucleotide messenger RNA. RefSeq lists its product as uncharacterized. NCBI's taxonomy places the organism in Eukaryota, Fungi, Ascomycota, Eurotiomycetes, Chaetothyriales, Herpotrichiellaceae. Gene Ontology annotation, molecular function: DNA-binding transcription factor activity; transcription cis-regulatory region binding. The coding region runs from base 1 to 1815 and encodes 604 amino acids. The record is from RefSeq and is a predicted model, not a curated record. Gene Ontology annotation, biological process: positive regulation of transcription by RNA polymerase II. Gene Ontology annotation, cellular component: nucleus. The transcript is spliced from 4 exons.